Messenger RNA from Pecten maximus, 1608 nucleotides. Its product is annotated as cell division control protein 42 homolog. Gene Ontology annotation, biological process: small GTPase-mediated signal transduction. The record is from RefSeq and is a predicted model, not a curated record. Lineage: Eukaryota; Metazoa; Mollusca; Bivalvia; Pectinida; Pectinidae. The coding region runs from base 64 to 696 and encodes 210 amino acids. Gene Ontology annotation, molecular function: GTP binding; GTPase activity. The transcript is spliced from 3 exons.
CGCUGAUUCUCUCACUUUACUUGAAGCAGACGACACAAACGGACGUAACAGUUCUUUAUCAAAAUGGUUACUAAACGUGACGAGGGGAUGGACAGUUUUACUGCCGCGGAGGGGGAGGUGAAAUGUGUGGUUGUAGGGGACGGAGGGGUGGGGAAAACCAGUAUGGUUCUCAGUUACAGUACCGGCAAAAUUCUCACGGAAUAUCAACCCACCUGCUUCGACAGUUACACAGUGCCGGUACCUAAAGACGAGAGUGACGUGUCUGUCAUGGUAAUGGAUACGGCGGGACAGGAUACGUACGACAGGUUGAGGACACUGGCUUACUUUGAUACCGAUAUAUUCCUCGUCUGUUUUGCUGUGGACGACAAAGACUCGCUGGACAAUGUCCGCACCAAGUGGGUACCGGAGAUACGCGAGUACCGGCCGAAUACCCCAUUCAUCCUGGUUGGUACGCAAACCGAUUUACGGGGCUCGAUCGUUGACAUCACCGAUUCCUGCGUGUCGACGCAGCAGGGCCGCAAGAUGGCCAAGCGUCUUGGUGCAAUCAAGUAUAUGGAAUGUAGCUCGCUGGAUGGUGUCGGAUUAGAAGAGAUUUUCAGAAUGGCCAUCCGGGUAACCACUGAUCCAGUUUUGAAAAAGAACAGGAAAUGGAAUAGUUUCAAGCGACUAUUCCGCAGGAAAAGUACCAUCGUUUGAUGAAUGGGCGCGGACUUUACACGUCUCGGCGAUAAACCUGGAGGUACCCCGAAACACAGAAUUGGCGGGGCGAUUUCUCAUCCCAGUGACCGAUUGCUUAAACAGGAUUACCCCUCUAUCCUAGGCGGAGUAAGGCGGUCAAAUCGAUUCGCGCCAAGGAAGUUAUCGAAAUAUGACCGAAUGCCUGACCUUUCACACAGUCCGUCGGGAAUACUUUCUCGUCUACAGAAAGUUCCGAAGGUUCCCGAUAGGUUGUCCACCUAUGAUGCUGGCGGUGUGAUAUCCGAUAUCUGUUACCCCCACGUAACAGAUUCAGAUUAUUUAUUUCUUUGUGUUUUUCAACACAUCAGAGAGACAUUACAAAGUAGCCUCACACCAGCAAUUAACCACGAGUGCCACAGUGCGAAACAUUGUUCAAAUAUCAGGGUCUAAUUUUUUCUAAGCGAUCAUUGAAAUAGUUUUGUUCUGAACACGCUGCAUAAAAAGUGAUGCUGAAUUUCAUUUUUUUUCUAUUAUUCUUUAUUGAAAUAAGAAACAUCUGUCCUUCGUUCAAGCGUUAGUCAUCAAAAUCGCACGUGUUUUGAGAGGCGUACAAGGAAACACUUUCAAAAUUGUUACCAAAACCGGAACUCCCAUAUACCACGAAGUGGUUACCUACUUCACCAGGCGGCUGUAAACAUUGUUCUCAGUAAUCUGACACGUGAUUGGUUAGUCCACGACAGCUCUCAGUACCCUGACAUGUGAUUGGAAAGUCCACACGACUGGUCAAGUGUGCUGUGUACGUAGUUUGCGGUGCGAAAUGGACGUCAUAGUUGUUAAUGUUAAAACAAAUUCAUCUGUGAUUUUUGACCUUUUUGUAUUUUUACUGUAUAUUUAUUGUUAUUUAUUAAAAUUGUUGACAUUUUAAAACAA